UAAAAAAAAUAUAUAAAAAAUGACUGAAGUAGUAUUAGGAUAUUGGGCAAUCAGAGGCUUAGCUGAACCUGUAAGACUUCUUCUUGAAUAUUUAGAAGUUCCUUACAAAUAAAACUUAUAUGGACAUCCUUAACACCCUGAACAUGACUGGGCCAAAGAUAAAGAAUAAAAAAGAUAAUUAACUGCUUUCCCUAAUCUUCCGUAUUUAGAAGAUGGAAACAAACAUAUAACUGAAAGUUCUGCUAUUAUGAUAUAUUUGACCAAUAAAUGCAAUAGAGGAGAUGAUUUAUUAGGAGCUACUUCCGAUGAAAAAUGGAUGAACUAAUAAAUAUUAGGAGUCUAAGGAGAUUUGAAUAGUAUAUUAACUUCAUAAUCUUAUAACCCUGAUUACUAAAAAAUAAAAAAUGAUAAUCUUUAAUAAAAAGUUUUACCUAAAUUGAAAGAAUUAAAUGAUCAUUUAGGAAGAUAAAAAACUAAAUUCAUGGUCAAAAAUACACCUUCUAUAUGUGACUUUAGAUUAUACGAAACCUUAAAACAUGCAGGAUAUCAUUAUGAUAAGCUUUAUGAUUAAUAUGGAAAUCUUUAAUAGUAUAUUAAUAAUUUCGAAAGUAUAGAUGCUAUUGCAAAAUAUUUGAAAAGUAAUAAAUUUGUUGAAAGACCAAUUAAUAGUCCUUCUUAUGCUAAAUUUUAUUGAAAAAUAUAAAUAUAUUAUAAUAUAUAUAUAUAUAUAUAUAAAUAUAUAUAUAUAUAUAUUUUAAAUGCAUUUUUAUUAUUUUAUUUUUU
Ichthyophthirius multifiliis is the source of this 783-nucleotide messenger RNA. RefSeq lists its product as hypothetical. Gene Ontology annotation, biological process: glutathione metabolic process. Lineage: Eukaryota; Ciliophora; Oligohymenophorea; Hymenostomatida. The record is from RefSeq and is a predicted model, not a curated record. The transcript has a single exon. Gene Ontology annotation, molecular function: glutathione transferase activity.